Hemiscyllium ocellatum (epaulette shark) is the source of this 1112-nucleotide messenger RNA. Its product is annotated as homeobox protein vent1-like. The transcript is spliced from 3 exons. Lineage: Eukaryota; Metazoa; Chordata; Chondrichthyes; Orectolobiformes; Hemiscylliidae. Gene Ontology annotation, cellular component: nucleus. The coding region runs from base 85 to 930 and encodes 281 amino acids. Gene Ontology annotation, molecular function: DNA-binding transcription factor activity, RNA polymerase II-specific; RNA polymerase II cis-regulatory region sequence-specific DNA binding. The record is from RefSeq and is a predicted model, not a curated record. Gene Ontology annotation, biological process: regulation of transcription by RNA polymerase II; cell differentiation.
CUGCGAAAGGCCACAUAAAUUCAAAGCUGCUCGCAAGCGACUCAGACGGAUCAGAGAAGCACUGGAGUGACAAAACACAGGGAGAUGAUGGUCAAGGGAAACUUUUCGAUUGACUGGCUUGCUCGGAGUAGCCGCGAGGGCUACACUAAAGAUAUAGCUGAAGAACACAGCUCGGGUCUUCCUCUGUCUCCCAGCUUCUAUCCCCUAAACUCAACACAGCCUAGGAUAGACAUCUCCCAACAGAGGCGAACACAACCUCGGGACCCUCCAUCGGAACGGAGAGGAGCACUCCCCUGGAUGGGAGAGUGUGGGCAGGAACCGGCUCUGAAAGACUCAGCGGGCGCGGAGUUGUCCGGUCGUGAGGAUUGCUGGGCCUCGGAGAGUGAGUCUGGCCGAUCAGAUUGUACAGUCCGAGAGGAGGAGGAGGAGGAGGAUGAGGAGGAGGGGGAACAGGCAGACAGAAACCCGGAGGCUGACAGCGAUGGGCCUCGGCGUGUGCGCACCGCUUUCACCGCCCAGCAGAUCCACAAGCUGGAGAAGAAGUUUAAGCGGCACACCUACCUGGGGGCGGCGGAGAGGUCCAGGCUGGCAACUUUACUACACUUAUCCGAGACUCAGGUGAAGACUUGGUUUCAAAACCGCAGGAUGAAACUCAAGCGCCAGCUCCAGGAUCUGUACUCUGUUUCCUUCUCCGGCCCCCCUCUACUGACCAGCCCAGCGCGGAUGAGAGAACCGCUCCUGCCUCCCAGCUCCUUUCCGGGAUACUACCUUCAGGCCGCUAGCGGCUCCCACCCCUUCCCCCAGGCCGCCUACCAGCAGCCGGUUGCUGGCCACUGCCCGAGCUUGGAGCAAAGCCUUUCUCAGUAUCAGGCCUUUCUUUACCCGCUGCUAUUGAAUCCUUCGCCAGGGGGGCUGUAUAUCUGUUCCUGAUGAAAACCAGACCUUUACAAUUCCAGUAGCCAGGACUUGGGACUUUGGGAAGUCAUGUUGUGCAAUAUCGCUAACAAGGAAGACAUACAGUAUAAAACUAAAAACUGCCCUUAUUUAAUACCCUAUUUAAUUUUGUAAUUUUUCUAUCUAUUUUGAUAAUAAAAUUGACGAUUCGAACAAAA